CAUUAACGCACAGCUUCGGCGCUGAUCGGUCUUUAAACACCCCUCUCUUACUGCGCUCUAAGUGGCAUUUUCAACCCUGUCUUCCGGAUCUGUUUUCAGUUCACUGAUCUAAGGGCUGUUAGUGAUGGCUGGUCCAUUAAUGGCUAAUAUCUCGGCUCGGAUUAGGUGAUAUGCGUAACACACUGGGCUGUUUUCUCACCAAACUCUGUGGAUGUGCGUCAUUCUGUGUUUGUUUUUCCAAGGACUGAGCGACCUGGACUACUACAGCUGAGCUUCUUAUUGUGGAUGUUUGAUUGACAUCUAGCGGUUUUCAGCUGUAAAUGACUCUCUUCUGAUGGAUCGAACCCUUUUUGCGUUCCUCAACGUGUCAUUAGGAGACCAUACUUUGGGUUUUACAAGUCCCAUGUGCUGAAGGAACUUCGAGUCUUCACACCUUUGGUGUGCCGGGCCUUCUGUCGGAUAUACUGUCGUGUUCACUCGGUGUGCUGUAGGAAUAUAGUGUUUUCUUUCCGUGCUCUCAAUUCCAAGGUUUUCUUUUCUUCCAUACUGAGGACAAGCAGGAAAAAAGUGAACCUGUCUAUGGCUUGCUGCUUUCAAAGUUGCCAUGGCAGCUGGAGUCCAGAUGAAGGUGACCAUCAGCACAGCACCACAGGGAGCGAAGGGGGAACGCCUGGUGAUGGCACGCCACCCCCAAAGCGCAAGGGCAAGUUCUCCACCCUCGGGAAGAUCUUCAAACCCUGGAAGUGGAGGAAGAAGAAAAGCAGCGAGAAGUUUCAGGAAACUUCAGAAGUUUUGGAAAGAAAGAUGUCGAUGAGAAGACCAAGGCAGGAACUGAUCGAGCAAGGAGUCCUUAAGGAGCUUCCUGAGAACGUUGAGGCCCAUAGCCAUAAAAUGCCCUACGUGAAGAAUGGUCACACUCUGCCUAUAGGAGGAGGUGGGAUUGGUGGAGGUCUGGAGCAGAUUCAUUCGCCCUCCGAAUCAGAAUUCAGGGUCAAUCCCGUCUGGCUGCCACAGCCUGACGACCGCAGAGGACGUACCCCAUCUGAUGGGGAUCAUCGCGGGGCUUUGGGACUCCGGGUGUCCACUCAGGAUGAAAAUAGGGAAGCCAGGAGAAGCGGCUGGUCUUCAGGGACUGAGGACUGGAAAUCCAAUAUGGCCUGGCAUGGAGAUGAUGGCCGCCGCGGAGGGAGAUUGCACCCUGAUUUGGAUAAAAGACCUGGGCUAAUGAAAGCCCCAUCCGAGGAUGGGCGCAGGACUCGUCCCGAAUCGGACUGGAAGCCGACUCUUCCCCGCCACUCGUCGGUCGAGGAGGGAAGGGGACGGCGAGAAUCUGAAACUGGUCCGUAUGUUCCUAACUCUGAGGUUCUGAGGGACACACUUCGGGAGCCCCUUCCACCCAAGCAGUCCAUCAUGCCCCCAAAAUGGCUAAUGACCUCUACCCCCGAACCCGGUGCCGACAGCUUGCCCCGCACCCCUGUCCACAACCCCGCAGCUGCUUUCUCCUCUUCCUCAGCCUCCUCCAAUUCUUCCUCCUCCUCAGCUGUCAGCACGGCAGGAAAAACUCUACGAACCGUCUCUUCGGCUGGAGCCAGCACGCAGGGUGCUGUUCCCCUCACCACCUCAUCAGCACCGUCCUCUAUGAGCAAUGCCCCGAUGCAGCCCCCCAAACAGCCCCCCCUCCCUCCACCCAAGCCAAUCAACCGUACCAACAACCCUGCCAUCCUGGCCUCCACCCUACACGGGGGUGACGGCAGCGAAUUCCCCCUUUACUGGUCCUCCUGGAAUCGUGAAGGCGACUAUGACGUCUACCUGUCCCUGCCUGUUUACCUCUGCCGGCGGGCAGGAGGCAUGCGCACAGCUGAAUUAUCACAAGGAGGUACCAGCCUAGUACCAGCCAAGCCCUCGCCCCCCAUGCCACCCAAGCGAACCACGCCCGUCACCAAACGCAACCCAGACGACUCUCCUCUGACCAUUUCCUCUCUUCCCUCCAUUCUGUCUGAGGACCUCAGGGCCAACAUCCCCGGAGGUUACCAGCUACUUCCACCGCCUCCUUCCCCACCCCUCCCCACACACAUUCCCCCCUCCCCUCCACGGGCCCACACCCAUCACCUUCUCCACCAACACUCAUACCCAUACCCCCUGCCACAGCCGCUGCCUGUCCACUUUGACCCCCCCAGCCCACCAGAAGAACCACCUACACGCCAAGCCCCCGUUCCACUACACAUCAUGAUUCAAAGGGCACUGAGUAGCCCGGGACACUCCCUCCCACACCCAGACGGCUCUCAGCGAGCCCACUCGCUGUUGUUUGAGACUCCGCCGGAGUACCAGGGCAACCGUCCGCUGCCAGUCACCAUUCAGCCUCUCAGACUUGAUGAGGAUGACUAUUCAGAUGAAGACGAAGAAGAGGAUGAUGACGAAGAGGACGAUCACCUCCCAUCUCCUCAGUCCCAGCCAGAACUGGAGCCUCGCAGCCGAAGGUGUCUGGUUGGGGACCUGAGCGUCAGCAUAAUCCCUGAAGGGAACAACAGCAGCGAGGAAGAAGAGGAUGAGGAAGAUCAGCAGCCAGAAGAGAGCGAUUCAGACGGGCCUGUGCUCUACAAGGAUGAUGAUGAAUCGGAUGAAGAUGAAGAUGACACCCCACCAAGUGCCCUGGCCAGCAGGGUAAAGAGGAAGGACACACUGGCGUUGAAGCUGAGCGGUCGGCCCUCUGCCCCAGACAGACAGGCUCCAGCGAGGCAGGCCAGAGCGGAGCACACAGGUCUGUCGUGGCAGAGCAAGGAACAGUGGGAGGCCAUCCGUACACAGAUCGGUACCGCACUCACACGACGACUGAGCCAAAGACCCACUGCUGAGGAGCUGGAACAGAGAAACAUUCUCCAACCCAAAAAUGAAGCAGACAGACAAGCAGAGGUCAGAGAGAUCAAGCGCAGACUCACCAGAAAGUUGAGUCAACGGCCGACUGUGGCUGAGCUCCAGGCCCGAAAGAUCUUGCGGUUUCAUGAAUAUGUGGAGGUCACAUGUGCACAGGACUAUGACCGGCGUGCUGAUAAGCCAUGGACAAAACUCACCCCUGCAGACAAGGCUGCUAUUCGUAAAGAGCUCAACGAGUUUAAGAGCUCUGAAAUGGAGGUGCAUGAGGAAAGCAGAAUUUACACAAGAUUCCAUCGCCCUUAACAUCAAAUUUUAACUGGAAAAUGAAGCACUUAGAGGCUUUGAGGAGCCACGAUUUCACCACUCCCUUACAGAAUGCUUUUAAUGUUACUGAAUGAACUUCUUCAGAUGCACAGAGACACUUGGUGCAUUCACAAUAUAGCCGAAAACAAGCCGUGUCUGUAUCAGUGAGGGAGGAGGGACCUCUGGAGGACAGAUUGUGUAUUUCUCCUGGACUUAAGGGGGACCCAGGUGCCAAGACAGAGAGGCAAUGAAGGACUCAUUCGAGGAUAUGUGGAGUGUUACCUGUGCCAAUGAUAGACGUUCAUCGGAAACCGUUCUCAUUGGCUGAUAUGCCACUUUUCAGUCUAUUCUCGGAAUGACUUUUUCUGCUUUUACGGAAGACACACUUUAUUUCCUUUCAGGGAAGUGUAACAGUUAAUAAUAGUAAUAAUAAUAAUGUGACGAUAAUAAAUACAGUAAUACUACAGUAAGUGUUAGUUACUGAGCUUAGCGGGAAGCGUGGACAGAAGAACUGCUAGAGUCUGGAGGUUAUUGUGUAUUUGUGUAUGUUUGUAUAGGCUGCUGUAAUUUUCUUUUAGAUUGAAUUUUUGGAAUGGUCCAGGCACAAAACUUUUCCCCUAGAUGUAGUUACAGAUUGCUCCCACUUUAUGGUUUUCACUAUCUGAGCGGUCACCUGUUAUAUAACGAAUAAGAUUUUAGAUUAAACAUAAAUCACCUUGUUAAGUAAAAGUGAAGUCCGGCCAUUUUGCCCCAAACAUGUUCACAAAACAAUGUGUUUGCAUAAAUUUUUUUAAAUACUUCUGAUUAUUUAUUAUCCAUUUAAAUGAAAAAUUUACAACCGGGCACGCACUGAUGUACGUUUUCAUAAUAUGUUAUUGAGAGGGAGAUUAUUGCGGGAGGAACUCCUCUUUAUUUUUUUUGUUUUAUGAUUGUUUUUGGCCAGUAGGAUGAUAGAAUUUGCUCUGCUGUACAGAUCCAUUCUGUAGAUGACUGUGUAUAUCUUGUCUUCCUUUUAUUUUGAAGAAUAUUUUAAAUAUAUUGAAACUCAUAUAGGUUACUAUUUUUUUAAGCACAAAAUUAUUAGUGUAUUAUUCAACACUACAACAUUAGGAGCAGAACGAACCUGUUCCAUGUUAAUGUAGUGUUGUAUAUUCAUGCUUUUUAAUUAUGUGAACUUUUAGAAACUGACAGUAAAUUUGCUGUUUAGAUGUACACUAAAUCUAAAUUAAAAUGCUUA
This is a messenger RNA of Triplophysa rosa, 4411 nucleotides long. RefSeq names its product phosphatase and actin regulator 4b (gene phactr4b). The record is from RefSeq and is a predicted model, not a curated record. The transcript has 14 exons. Bases 580 to 3174 code for a protein of 864 amino acids. Gene Ontology annotation, biological process: neural crest cell migration; actin cytoskeleton organization. Gene Ontology annotation, molecular function: actin binding. NCBI's taxonomy places the organism in Eukaryota, Metazoa, Chordata, Actinopteri, Cypriniformes, Nemacheilidae.